This is a messenger RNA of Phalaenopsis equestris, 722 nucleotides long. RefSeq lists its product as uncharacterized. NCBI's taxonomy places the organism in Eukaryota, Viridiplantae, Streptophyta, Magnoliopsida, Asparagales, Orchidaceae. The transcript is spliced from 3 exons. Bases 155 to 460 code for a protein of 101 amino acids. The record is from RefSeq and is a predicted model, not a curated record.
GGUACAUAUGAGCUUGGCUCGCUUUCCUUUUUCCUUCUGCAGUCGCCUCGUUUACUCGCUUUGCAUUCCCGACUCUACUUAUUCCCUUACUUCAUAGAGCAAAAUACUCUGAGAUUUUUGAAUUGAAGUUCCAAGAUUUGCUUUUUAUCUUCCAAUGGAAGUUCACAAAGAUAGCAAUGAACGUUUAUCCAUACCCACAUUUGGCGAGUGGGAUGGGAAGGUUGGUCUACCGGACUACUCGGUUGAUUUUACUAAGAUUCGAGAAAAUAGGCGGCAGAACAAGAGUCGGGUGAGCUUGGGGAAUGAGGAUGAGCUUCUACAUCGUACUGGUGUAAAUGGUGACCAGAGUGUUGAUGCUCUCAAGAAGACUCUCCCUCUUCAUCAGAAGCAUGUUAAAUCCACAGUGGAAAGGAAGAAAAGCAGCAGAUAUUUCAGUUGUUGUCGUUGUUUGGGGGCCUGAAACUAUGGCUUCAUCCGCACAUCAUGCUCCACGUGGAGGUGAGAGCCUUUGAAGCUCUUCAGUCAUCCUUUUCAAAUUUCUUUCACCUGCGUUUUGUUACUCGAGCAAAUGUUAUGGUGAUUGCAAACUACUUGGAUUAGGAUUAGGUUUUGUUAUUAAGAAAUGCAGGAUUGGAGAUGUUUGUCGGUGUCGUUCUAUAAAGAUGUAAUGUUUGGAUUGCUUGUUAGAUUUGCAUAUUAUUAUUAUUAUUUAUCUCGUUGUU